AUGAAAUACCAACUUUUCGAUGACCAUCACUUCCAUGAAGCUUUGACUAAUUUACAUCUAGGAACAAGGACGACGCUAGAGCUCUCUCGUCGAGGCUUUUUGGUUUCAACUGGUGCGAAACAAAAAAGUCAUUUUACGUUUAGCUUUUUUCUAAUUUGUACAUCAAUCAACAUAUGCAGAAAGGGUAAUUAUAUAAAACAGGAAACACUUGCCUACGUGAUUAGACAAAGAAAAGAAUUCCAUACACCCUGGACGUCAGUAGUGAGAAAUUUAGAACAGCGAACUUUGGCAUUAGAAUGA
Phytomonas sp. EM1 is the source of this 300-nucleotide messenger RNA. The record is from the annotation of a GenBank genome assembly. NCBI's taxonomy places the organism in Eukaryota, Euglenozoa, Kinetoplastea, Trypanosomatida, Trypanosomatidae.